Molecule: messenger RNA, 1538 nt
Organism: Chelmon rostratus (copperband butterflyfish)
Lineage: Eukaryota; Metazoa; Chordata; Actinopteri; Chaetodontiformes; Chaetodontidae
Gene: ptges3a
Product: prostaglandin E synthase 3a (cytosolic)
Exons: 8
Coding region: 153-614 (153 amino acids)
Biological process (GO): telomere maintenance via telomerase; telomerase holoenzyme complex assembly; prostaglandin biosynthetic process
Cellular component (GO): nucleus; cytosol
Molecular function (GO): protein-folding chaperone binding; prostaglandin-E synthase activity; Hsp90 protein binding
Source: RefSeq, a predicted model, not a curated record
AACACGCGAUGUUUGGACACACAGUACAUCUGUUGCAAACGUUAGAGUUGACGGUUUAGGUUUCAGUCUGUGUUUGUCCGGCACUACAGCUAGGUAGCACUAUAAUCAAUAUUGUGGUCCGAAGAGGGAGUUUAAUUGCUAAAACAGUGGAGAUGCACCUUGCAACAGCUAAGUGGUAUGACAGACGGGACUCUGUUUUUGUAGAGUUCUGCGUGGAAGACAGUAAAGAUGUCCAAGUGAAUUUUGACACGUCCAAAAUUCAUUUCAGCUGUCUCAGUGGAACCGAUAAUAUCAAACACCAGAAUACAGUGGACCUGUUCGGGGAGAUUGACCCAAAAGGAUCCAAACACAGACGCACUGACAGGUCUGUGUUGUGUUGUUUACGAAAAGCAGAAGCUGGGAAAUCAUGGCCACGACUUACCAAAGAUAAGACAAAGAACAACUGGCUGAGUGUGGAUUUCAGUAACUGGAAAGACUGGGAAGAUGACUCAGAUGAGGACCUGUCACGUUUUGACAAAUUCUCAGAGAUGAUGAACAACAUGGGAGGAGAGGAUUUACCUGAUUCAGAUGCUGCAGAUGAUGAGCAUGAUUCUGCAGACAGUGAUGAUGAAUAAAUGUCCAAUCUUGAGUAGAUGAAUAUGGAGGCCAUCUCAGUAGUAAACAAAGCGAGUUAUAAGUCGGUUGAAGAGAGACUAGACAUGAGUUGGCGGCCAUGUUGGAGAGGAAACCUCAUCUCUCUACGCAGUUUCCAAAGCGAAACCCCUCAAGGGAGUGACAGGGAGUGACUGUUGGAUACAGACAUGCACAGAGACAUCCAUAGAGACAUACAGUGCUGUGCUUUGCUGUUCUGUUCUGCAUGGACAAUUCUGUUCAAAUGAAAACGUUUUUAUUCAUUGACUUCAAUGACUGUAAUGGGAUGUGCUGAUGUCUUACACCUUCUCGCUCUUUUUUUUUAUGUUAGACUGUAUUGAACAUUGUGAUUUCUAAUGAAAAAAAAUAACUCAAAAUUCCUAUUUUCCAAAACAGUAGAUUUUUUUAACGACAGAUUUUCCCCUUUAAUGUUUGUAUUGUAAAUUGCACUUAUUUUGUUUGUUAAUUUAAAGAGCAGGAGGUCUGCUUGAAAUGGGUUUUCCAAUGUUUGCCAACAUCUGCAAAUAUUUAAUAAUAAUUUCCUUUUUUUAAACAUUUCAGCAUUCAAAAUAAACAGAUAUGCUUGUGCAACUUACAGCUUGUGUUGAGAUUAUGGUAUUAGAGUGGUACAAUCUUUGCAUAUAGUCAAGUUUGUUUCUCUAUGCCAGUGUACAAACAUUGCACAUUAUAGCAGGUACAAAUAUUUUCUUCCAGAGGUGAGUGCAGAAAUCAUAUGUAGUGUUUCCUAAAUAGUUGAAACAACACAGGUUAUAAAUGUUUGUCAUUUACAUUCACUAGAACUAUGCUUUUGAGGCUUGUGUGUUUGAUUCAGCACAUGUUGAACACUUGCAUUUGUCUUAUGCUGUGGUAGUUUGGGUUUACAUUUCUAAUAAAUUCAGACCAUUGAA